Molecule: messenger RNA, 3819 nt
Organism: Stegastes partitus (bicolor damselfish)
Lineage: Eukaryota; Metazoa; Chordata; Actinopteri; Pomacentridae
Gene: ogna
Product: osteoglycin, paralog a
Exons: 6
Coding region: 194-1042 (282 amino acids)
Biological process (GO): articular cartilage development; bone development
Cellular component (GO): extracellular matrix
Molecular function (GO): protein binding
Source: RefSeq, a predicted model, not a curated record
UCCAUAUGUGCGCCUGUCUCCCAGAGCGGAGGGACGGUGGGCGGUCAGGAAAGGGUUAAGCGCUCGCUGCUCUAUAAACUCGGCUUUAAGAGUCUGCUGGAAGCUACUGGUUCAGCCUUUAAAUACAGUCAUUGGACACAUCCAGCCAGGGGUUUGUAGAGCAGCUGCUGACCCACACUCUGCUCCGGACGGCAUGAAGACGCUCCUGCUCACCUGCGUGCUGCUGCCCUGGCUGGCGGCAGCUUCGGCCAGGAGGUCCGAGGACUCUCAGCUGAUACCUGCAGCUCUGCCCGGCCGGCAGCUCAGUGGAUACUUCACUGACCAUUUGAAAUCCAGAAGAGCCAGGAGGGCGCUGCCUCCUGCUGAUGAGCCCGAUGACAGCCCGAUCCCAGAGGGAGGAGACGCCUCCGAUCUUCCCACCUGCCUGCUGUGUGUCUGUCUGACGGGCUCUGUGUACUGUGAAGAGGUCAGUCCAGACAUGACCUCCGUUCCGACUCUGCCCAAAGAAACCGCCUACCUGUACGCCCGCUUCAACAAGAUCAAGAAGAUCAGCACCAAAGACUUCGCUAACACCGUGACUCUGAAGAGGAUCGACCUGACAGGGAACAUGAUCUCAGAGAUUGAAGACGGUGCGUUCUCAAAGCUGUCCCUGCUGGAGGAACUGUCUUUGGCUGAGAACAGACUGGUCAAACUUCCAAUGCUGCCCAACAAACUCACAUCCUUCAACGCCAACUACAACCUCCUCAAAACCAAGGGUGUCAAGGCCAAUGCUUUCAAGAAACUAACCAAGCUGAUGAACCUGUUUUUGGCCGACAACCAGCUGGAAGCGGUUCCACACAUCCCAGAGAGUGUUCGCAUCUUACACUUACAGAACAACAACAUCACUGAUGUCAACAUAGACACCUUCUGCAGGUCCAAUGACACCUACUAUCUACGGCCAAGCCUCAGUGAGGUCCGUAUGGACGGCAACCCGGUGGUGUUGUCCAAGUACCCCGACAGCUUCACCUGUAUGAAAGUCCUGCCUGUUGGACGGUACCGCUGAGGAGGCACAACUUUACUGUAGCCCAUUUGUUGCUGAUGGAGCACAUUUCCCACAACAGUGAGAUGGGGGAUGCCGUGACGUUCUGGAUUUUGGGGAGCUGGUCCCAUGGUGGGGAUAAAGGUGUUUUUAACUUCAGCAAACCAACAAACAGCUUGUUUCACUGUCAGGUCGAAAUGAAACCAUUCACUGGACUGAAGGUGUAGAGCUGAAGGUGUUUCUCAACUCAUGUAAGGACCUUUUACUUUUACUGACUAUCAGAGAGGAGUAUAUAUAUCUAAACUCCACCUGGUGGAACAACCAGGUACUACAGCUGAUCGACAAUACAUUUACAAGAAAAAACCUUAAUCAGGGCAUCCCCAGUUUAAAUGUUUAAUAUCAGAGUUAUUGAGCGUCACACUCACAUGAAUCUAUGUUGAACUACUUGAGAAGAUGUGAGAAGGUCUCAGUACGUUCCAAACAAACUGUCCAACCAUGUCUAAAAUCAGAAGAUGAUGACAAACACUUUGCUAUUCACUGCACCAAGUGUUUGUCACAUUGUCUGCUUUACAAAAACACAACAUUUAAUUUCAUUAACAUGAACUCUGGGACUGUAAGAGUCUAAUGCAACCCCUUGAAUGAGUGGAGCAGUGCAACACCUCAGCACUGACAGUCCAGUGUAUGGUUUCAUUAUGACCUGACGCUCUGCUACCUGGAUGAAUGAAACUAAACAAAAUGCUUGUGACCUCAAACCAACACAAACACUCAUCUGCAGCCACAAGCCAGCCGAGGGCUGCACUACGAAGCAAGUUCAACAUAGUCAGGCUUUCUCUGGGUUAGCCAAAUCGACAAAACCCAAAACCCCGACCAGGGACACUGGGUAUGAAUCAGAGACUUUCCAUAAAAGAAGUGGGGGUCACGUGACUCUUCUCCUGCACAAAAUGGGAUUGAAAAAGAGUUCAAAGAGGAGUGCUGGUAGGAAACUGUUAAUGCUGUAGGGUAAUAUAGUUAUUUUCCCACUCAGUGACUCUCGGCUGCUAAUUUCUAACUUACAGCUGCGCAUUAGAGCUCUGAAACUUUCAAUAUGGUGCUCAACAUUUAGGUCUGGAACUGUCCCAGACUGAAGGAGGCGUUAGUCUUUGGACAAAUCAAAGUCAAAUUAAGGUUACUGACUGAAUAAAGGAAUAUUCCUGUAUUACACCUGGUACCAUGACAACCCAGUUGUGCAGCAUCAGUUACCACGUUGAUGUAGCUGUGCAAUCUCAGUUGCCAUGGUGAUCCAGCAGGUUAAAACAGAGCCACCUGACAUUGAAAACUGGGCUCCACACACCUCCGUAACUCGUUAACUUUGCUUCGUAGUACAGCCCUCUGGCUGGCUUGUAGCAGCUGUUAGUUUAAAACACAGCAGUUCCUGCUUUUUUACUCUUACUGCAAAGACUAAGAGUCAAAAUCAGGUACAUUCAUGCAGCACCUUUUGCUGCAAAUAAAUUCUUGCAGAAUUAUGUCUCAUUUUAAAUUUUGCAGACUUAGACAGUAUUGAGCUGCCUUUCAGGCUAGCUUUGGAGCAGACACUAAAUUUAAAGUUUUGAAAGUAGAGUUCUGUCAGACACACUAUCACAACUGAAUAAAAACGUUAGAUUAAGAAACAGACAAUGUUUGAACAUGUUUUCGGAGUAAACCGCAGCAGGCAGAGGAAACAUAUUGUACAUGUUUCCUGCCAUAUGUUUUUAUCUUGGGGCUGUAUUUGCAUAUUUUUGCAUGAUAUACAGUCAAAGAAAAAUUUCAUAUUUACUGUAUUCUCGCCUUCAGUUCAGCCUCAGUUUCAGCUCCUGUCUUCUUAAAACCCUCCUGAUGAUUGAUUUUGGGGUUUUUUUUUGUCUUUCUUCACUCAGAAUGUCAGCUUCUCUGAAUAACUUUAGCAGCAACCUUAGCAACAAAGACUACAGUUUGUGAGCAGACAGUCUGAGUCGGGGAAGUCGAGGCUACAUUAGAAACAAAGCACACGCUUUCUACAUACAUGCUUUGGAAGUGCUGCCUUGUAAAGAAAACAUCCUAAUAGUGAACAAGUGUUCAAAAACUACAAAAAUGUCUGCCCCCCUUUUACACGAUGAUACUAAGAAAGGAGAGGAUUUAAGUGAUUUCAGUCAAACAGAAGGAAUACUUGAUACAUGCACGAUGAUCUGCAGUCUAAUUUCGCUUCAUUGUCACAUGGCCGUGGUGACAGUAUAAAAGCCCACAAACCUGUGAGCGCCGUGAACAUUUCUCUUCACAUUAACUCUGUGUUGCUUCGAGAUGUCUUACUUGUCACAAAGAUCCCGGCGGACUCGACGUUAAACUAAAACAUUAGAUUUUCUAGACAGACAAGAGCCAUCUGUAAAUACUUUCCUCAUUGAGGGAAAAGUGGGCUUUGCUCCGCUGCUGUGUGGAUUCAUGUUACUUUUGAUUAUUCUAUUAAAACCGCCUCCAUAAGGGCAGCGACCAUGUAGAUACAACCAGCUGCAGGCUUCCUGAAGUACUUUGUGACUUUGCUUCCCUUUGUUUAAUUUAUAGACUCCAGUUGAAGAGAACUGGGGAUCAACGUAUCUAUGAACUAUAGUAAUGUGAAUGUUACUCAUCUCGCUUCUGUCUGCUUUAACAGUGUCUCGCUUUGUCUCUAACUCUUCCCUUCCAGUAAUAAAAGAUAACUGUAGAGGUUAUUACUGAUGUGAAUAGGACAGUGGUGUACAGGAAGACGUGUAUGUGACAAGGCUAUGUUCAAAGAUAUUUGAAUAAAGUUAAACUUUUUUUUUUUUAAUUUAAAA